Messenger RNA from Daktulosphaira vitifoliae (grape phylloxera), 1561 nucleotides. RefSeq lists its product as uncharacterized. NCBI's taxonomy places the organism in Eukaryota, Metazoa, Arthropoda, Insecta, Hemiptera, Phylloxeridae. Bases 101 to 1561 code for a protein of 486 amino acids. The record is from RefSeq and is a predicted model, not a curated record. The transcript has 4 exons.
UAUAUUAGUAGAGUGUUAAUAUAAGUGUAUUAUUUUAGACCUCGUAAAGUAUGGCGUGGACUAUAAUAUUGCUAUUGGAAAUCAUGCUGAUUCGAGGGCUAUGUCAACGAGUGAAAAUGUAAAUGUUGCGGAGAGAAUGCAGGCGGGCCCCAGUGCAAUUAGUUCUAAACGUCGCAAACAAUGUAACACCGACAAUACGAUUAAAUGUAAACGGGUAAAGGUGAAACGAUUACACGACAUUACGACGACCGGUUUUCAUAAAACGGGUGAAUCAUUAAAUAGUCAAAUUUUAUGGUUUUACAAAAAGAAUAUUGAAAAUUUAGCCGUGUAUCAAUCGUUUUUAUCGGCAACAAGAGACGAAUUAGUUGAAAAACUACGCGACUGUCUUAAAGAAAUGGGACCGAUAAAAUUCAACUUAAAACUUGAGGCGACUUAUAUUAUGCCGAAUAAUGAAACCAAGUACGAAAAUCGGUCAUUUAAAACGUCGGCAGCCGAAUUAAUUAACGAGGACGAUAUCGAUCAUGCUGUGGAUAUUUCAUACACAAAAUUAUUAAAAGAACAGGAAAAUUAUGCUGGUAAAGGUAGUAAUUUCUCGUUUUCUAAUAUAGACGGUAUUUUACUGGGUGUUUACAAAUAUCAGCCUUUAGGUGGCAAUUCUUACAUUGAUUUGCCGCAUGGCAUUAAAAUGAGAAGAGCUGUAAUAAACCCACAAAAUAUAGAUCAACAAUGUUUCAAAUGGGCUAUAUUGGAGAAAAAAGUUACGGAAGGUAAAAGACAUACAGUAGAACAAAACUAUAAGUCUAUAGAAAACUCUUACAAUUUCUCCGGUUUAUCUUUCCCAACACAGAUUUCAGACAUAAAAAUUUUCGAAAAAAAUAAUCCGCAUACUUCAGUUAAUGUUUUCGGACUAAAAUUAAAAGAUAUACAUAAUAAAUCCGAAUAUUUAGUUUAUCCGCUGAAAGUGUGCGCUGAAGAACGUAAAGACCAUAUCGAUUUGUUAAUUGUGUCAAAUGCCGCGGGUGAUAGUGAUUACAUUUAUAAUACUGAUUUUGGUCGAUUGGUACAAUCACAAAUAACAAAGAAUACGGCAAAAAGGAUAUUUUGUAAACGGUGUUUCACAGGCUUUAAUAAUAUACCUAAAAAGUAUAAACUACAUGGAGUUGAGGUGCUAGAAGAACAUAAAAAAAUUUGUGGCGAAAACAAACCGUUUUUACCUGUAAUGCCUGAAGAGGGCACUAAAUUAAAGUUCGAGUCAUGGGGCAAAACACAGGAACAUCCAUUUGCAAUUUAUGCUGAUUUUGAAAGCCUGUUGGUCAAGUCCAACAAUGAUACGAAAGGCAACAUAAAUUUUNACAAGAAAACGAAGAAAACAGGUAAUAAAAGCAGUGGGCCUGGGGAAGCAGUCAAUCGUUUCAUGGAUGACGUAACUGAAGUGGCGUUGAAAAUUGAAGAGUUGCUCAAGACGAAUGUUGAUAUUUGUAUGACACACGAAGAAACUGAAGAACAUAUAAAGAAAACCUGCUGUGACUUGUUUUCAUGUACUAUUUCUUUUACCAUAUGA